AUGGCGGCGGCGGUGGCGCUCCUGGGAGCCAGGGGCGCGCCUAGGGCCGGCGCUGGGGCGCCUGUGCUGGGCCAGGCAGGCCGCGGCUUGGGCCAGCUGGGCCGCGCGCGCAUGCCUGCGGGGGGGGGGGGGGUAGGUGGGCCGAAAGGAGCAAGGCGUGAGCAGGCCGGCUGGGGAGGGGAGCGAGCUGGGCCGGGGAGAGGAGGCAGGGAGCUGGGCCGCGAGGCUGGGCCACAGUCGCGGACGGAGGCUGGGGCGACAGCGCUCGACGGAGUGGAGCAGGGCCGAGCCGGCGCGGUCGUGGGUGGCUUCGGCGUCGCGGUGCUCUGCGUCGCGGUGGUCGGCUCGGCGAGGUCGCGCACAGGAGCUCGACGCGGCGGGCGGCUCCGGUGCGAGGACGGCGUUGCGGGGCCGGGGCUCGGCGCGGCGAGGACGAUGCGGGGGGGACGUCGUGACCACGGCGAGGCGCGGCGGCUCCUGCUCGGUGCAGAAGGCUCGACGCAGAGGAGGGAGCUCGUGGACUGA
Messenger RNA from Sorghum bicolor (sorghum), 525 nucleotides. RefSeq names its product spidroin-1-like. The transcript is spliced from 2 exons. Lineage: Eukaryota; Viridiplantae; Streptophyta; Magnoliopsida; Poales; Poaceae. Bases 1 to 525 code for a protein of 174 amino acids. The record is from RefSeq and is a predicted model, not a curated record.